This is a messenger RNA of Arctia plantaginis, 522 nucleotides long. The record is from the annotation of a GenBank genome assembly. NCBI's taxonomy places the organism in Eukaryota, Metazoa, Arthropoda, Insecta, Lepidoptera, Erebidae.
AUGACUACUAUUAGACCAUUUACAUGUGAAGAUAUGUUAAAAUUUAAUAAUGUAAAUUUAGACCCAUUAACAGAGACGUAUGGAUUAUCGUUUUACACUCAGUAUUUAGCUCACUGGCCUGAAUACUUUCAAGUUGUAGAAUCGGCCAAUGGUGAAAUAAUGGGCUACAUAAUGGGUAAAGCUGAGGGUCACGGAGACAAUUGGCAUGGCCAUGUCACAGCCUUAACAGUGGGUCCUGAAUACAGACGGUUGGGAUUAGCAGCUACUCUUAUGAAUAUUUUGGAAGAAGUUUCUGAAAAAAAAAAGGCCUAUUUUGUGGAUCUCUUCGUAAGAGUUAGCAAUAAGGUGGCAAUAAAUAUGUACAAAAAUUUAGGAUAUAUAGUGUAUAGAACUGUAUUAGAAUAUUAUUCUGGAGAUCCAGAUGAAGAUGCAUAUGAUAUGAGAAAGGCUUGCUCAAGAGAUGUUAAUAAAAAAUCAGUAAUACCACUGACUCAUCCUGUUAGACCUGAAGAUGUUGAUUGA